AAAGACUUUGUUUAUAGUGUUCAAACUCACUAGAUGAGAUGACAAAGGGAUUUUUUCUUUCCCUUACUUCUUAUUAGAUCAGUGACAAAAUGAAGAGUACAAGGCACUUAAUGUGAUGAGGGAAAGGGGUGGCCUAGUUGCAAUUUAGCCCAAGGAUGUAGGACCCUCCCACAAGCCUACUUAUAAGAACUGGUUCUCAAGAAGCAUGGUCAUCUCCAAUCCUCCGAAAGCUCCCUGUCACUGAAAUUAGCUUUUCCCCUUGUCCAAUUUUGUGCUUUCUCCCUCUGCUCAAUUCUAACCGUACUCUUAAGUAUCAAACUUUAAAGAAAUCAUGGAAGGAAAAGCUAACAACAGUGCUCAUACCCGGGAUGCUUCAUUUUCUUCUUACAUCAGCGAAGCAGAAGGGAACUUUGUCCUCAAACUUGCAGGGUCAGUUCAGACUCCCCCUCCUGCCAUGACCUUGAGCCGAAAGACUGAGGAGGGCGAAAUCAGCGUCUUUGGUGCUGAAAGGUAUUUCAACAUGAUGCUGGAAGAUGAGGGUCCAAGAAUUGUGGACUAUAACACAAGCAAACAUGGGCAUAAUAAGAAAGAAAACAGAACUGGUCAGCACUACAAGCAACCAAAGAGCAGGCCAGGAACUCCAAGUACUUGUUCUGAAGCAAGUUGGAACAGCCAAAGCACCUUGUUACCGUCUCUGAGAAACUCAUCUCACAAUAAGAAGAAAAAGGUAAAUGGAAAGAUCAAAAGCUUGUCUAUUUUCAGCUGCAAUGGAUGUUCAGAUAAGAAAGCCAUUUAUAUUCAUGAGAUAAAUGCUGAGCAUGGAGGGCAUCAUGGUAAAGAUGCCAGGAAGCAAAGCGUUCGAAUUGAUAAAAAUCCUGUCAAGCAGUCUCAACCAAGAUUCAAGGACAGAGAUGAGCUUCACUACUCUAGCUUUCAAACAUCACACAAGGAAGAGCAUUUUGCAUUCACAAAUUUGAAUUCUAGUGCACAGAAAUCUGCAGCUAAAUCACAGUUGGGAGAGAAGAAAACAAAAGAAGAAGAGCCACGAAAGUCGCUGGAGGUGUUUGGAUCCCACAUGAUGAAGGGAGACAUAGUAGCAAUAAAUCUGGAGAGAAGGCUCUCCAUGCUAAGUUGGGAUGCCAUUCCAAAAGCUCAAAGCCUCUCAAAUGCUUCGGGGACAGGUCCGGUGAUCAAUGAAGAUGUGGAGAGUGAUGCUAGUUCAGAUUUGUUUGAGAUAGAGAACCUACCUGGCAGUGGACAAACACCCUUCACAAGUCACGCAUCUGAUGGAAUGUCUGUGGCCUCUGCCGCCCGGUAUGAGUCAAGUGAGACCAGCAUGGAUAGGAGUGUUGUCACAGCCAGUGAUGAAAAUAAACUGGCAGCAAACGGCGGAACACCUGAUCCAACAACCACUGGCACAGCAGGACUUGCUCAAAGGUUAGAAUCUUCAAUGGAAAAGGGGAAAGUUACAGUCUGAGACUGUGGCAAGAAAAUUACUACGUGCAACAUGCCUUUGCCUUAGGAGGGUUAUAAUCAAACUAUGCAAAUGCAUUACUGUCUUUGUACAUGCCAGAGUGAAUGCGCAAUGGAAUGAUGAAAUAUUUGAGAAAGUUUGUCAAACUUCCAUCUUUAUAUUAAUCUACAGCUAAUCAUUUGAUCGUUCUAAGUUUGAGAUAAGCUUCACUUUCUGAUUUAUCUUGUUUAUGUCUUUCAUGUCUACUUGUUGAUUAAAUAAAGAUGACAGAAAACUUUUGGUGGGUAAUAUUAAAACCAUUUAUUCAAAGAAGAACCAACCUUAUCAAGUUCAAAUUGACAGUCUCACUAUUGCCAAAACUAUCUCAUCAGAGAACAUUUCUUAAAUAUCCUUGUGUCACUCAAAGGCAAAACAGCCCAGAAACACUGAAAAGAGAGAUUCCAGAUUUUUGGGGCCAUUUACACCAAAAGAUUAAUGAUAGACCACAACCGACCUUGUCCAACAUAUUUUCUGACUUUUCAGUUCUAAUUUUAUCUUUGUUUUCUUGAUUUACAAGUGGGUGGCCAUUCAUGUUUUGGAUCUUUUUAACGACUUUAACAGAAGCUGCUUUUGGCAAGCCACCUUAGCCUCACUUAUGACUUCUAUCUUUAUAAUUCCACAAAUCUGUAUCUCAAAUCUAAGAAACUAAAGGCCCUACAAAUGCAGCUCAUGCUUGAGAAAGUGCUAACACUCAUUAGUCAGGUUGCCAUAAGCUUUCUUUGCAGCCCGACAUGGGCACAUUAUUGAGAGAAAAAGAAAAUAUAUUACGACUUACCAGAGUCAGAGAAAA
Messenger RNA from Prunus avium (sweet cherry), 2303 nucleotides. RefSeq names its product protein PHYTOCHROME KINASE SUBSTRATE 1-like. NCBI's taxonomy places the organism in Eukaryota, Viridiplantae, Streptophyta, Magnoliopsida, Rosales, Rosaceae. The record is from RefSeq and is a predicted model, not a curated record. Gene Ontology annotation, biological process: phototropism.